CAUUAAUAGGUUAGGUUUACCUCCGUUUACAAGUGGGAGAGAGGGAGAGAGAUGUGCUGUUACGGAUUAACUAAUUUCAAUUAUGUUAAUAAUUAUUAUGAAUUGAGUUUAUCUUGAAAAAUGGCAUUCUUAGAUUGGAGGAAGUUGAAUUUUUUUGAUCUACAGAAGAAUUUUGACGCCGGGAAAAUCGCUGAAACUCUCACUGGCACUACUGUCACCGCAACCACCAGCGGCUUCAAUUUUUUGAUUAUUGGGGAUGCAGAAGGAAGUAUCCACCUUGUGAAUCGGAUUUUUCAAAUCACUACUUUCAGAGCAUUCAAUCUCCGUGUUGAUUUUCUGGAGCAGUCGCAAACGUCAUCUCUACUUGCAGCAAUUGGGUCAGAUGAACCAGGAAUCAAUCCUUUGUUGAAAAUAUGGAAUCUAUAUAAAACUGAUUCCCAUGAAAAUCCAUUAUGUGUGCGUAUCACAAGGGCAGUUCCAACCAAUCGCAAUAUCAGUAGUGCAGUACCAGCGUCCUGUCUCUGCAUUGCAGAUACACAUAAUUUAAUAGCUAUCGGAUUUGCUGAUGGAUCAAUAAAUUUGUACAGAGGAGAUAUUACAAGAAGUAAAUCAAGUAAAGUUAAAACCCUCAAAAAAACCAACCGCUUCAUUACAAGUUUAGCCUUCCGAACAACUGAAAAAAAUGCUAAUCUCUUUGUAACGACCGUUGAUUCCGUGUUUUUGUAUAGUAUAUCGCAAAACGAUGAAUUACUAGUGAACUUGGAUGAUGGUUCCUCUAGUGUGCAAGGUAAACUGAAGCCCAUCGGUUGCAAGCCGAAAUGUUCCACGGCCACCGAAUCUAUCAGAGACUGCCAUUUCAUGAUUGCAAAUGAAGAUGCAAUUUAUUGUUACACAUCCGAUGUACGUGGACCUUGUUACGCAAUGGAUGGAGAAAAAAUUCUUCUAAGUUGGUUUCGGACAUAUCUUAUUAUUGUCUCAAAAAAUUCAAACAUGAAUACAAGCAGUAAUGAUUCAGUCACUGUAACGAUACUGGACGUUCACCAUAAGCUCAUAGUUUGUAGUCAGAAUGUGCCAUCUGUCACUGCUGUUCUCAUUGAAUGGGGUCUGAUUUUUAUUUUUACCUCAGAUUUGUCAUUACAUCUCCUAGCUGAGAAGCAUAUCCAAGCUCGCCUCACAUUGUUGUUCAAGAAAAAUUUAUACGAUGUAGCUAUAAGGAUGGCAAAAAAUCAUCAGUACGACACAGAAGGUUUAACAGAAAUUUUUCGACAGUAUGGUGAUCAUCUGUAUGGAAAAGGGGAUCAUCAAGCUGCCAUUGAACAGUAUAUCAAAACGAUCGGAAACCUAGAACCGUCUUAUGUAAUUUGUAAGUUCCUUGGCUCUCAGCAGAUCGAUAUUCUGACUACGUACCUUAAUGCUUUGCACAAAGAAAAAGUUGCUUCUGGUGACCACACAACUCUUUUGCUCAACUGUUACACAAAACUGAAUAACCUGGAUAAAUUGAAUAGUUUUAUCAUGACAGAGGACAAAGAAGUUGAUUUCGAUGUUGAAGUGGCCAUCAAAGCUUGUCGAGGUUCAUGCAUCGACAAUGCCCUGAAGCUGGCAAAAAAACACCGCCGUCAUGAUUUGUACCUGACAAUUAAAAUCGAAGACCAGCAGGAGUAUGAGGCAGCUCUAGAUUACAUCGCUAGAUUACCAUUUGAUGAGGCAACGGAGAGUAUGAAAAAACAUGGCAGCACUCUGUUACAUUACAUUCCCAGUGAAUCAACCCAAUUUUUGAAAAAACUUUGUACAGAUUUCACUCCUAAAGAGGAAGAAAAUGAUACAAAGGAUUCUACCAAAGAAAAAUCUGCCAAUGUGCAGCAUGCUAACCCAAUAGACUUCAUUCCGAUGUUCCUCAAUAAAUCCAAGUAUCUAGUUGAAUUUCUGGAGCAUUUGGUGCAGAUUCCAAGUAAACGGAGUGAGUUAGUAUAUCACACUUUAAUUGAGCAUUAUUUACGGACGAAAAAUCAUCUUGCUGAUGAGCAAGUGAUGCGACUUCUCGAGUCAUCCAAUACUUGUUAUGAUAAGCUUCAAGUUUUAAUAUUGUGCCAUAAUCAUAAUUUUAUUCCUGGUAUGCUGUUUUUUUACAAGGAAAAUAAAAUGUAUUCGCAAAUUUUAAACCAUCACCUUGCGGUGGGUAAUUACCAUGCAGUGCUCGAAACUUGCAAUAAAUUCGGCAGCCAGAAUCGUGGCCUAUGGCUAGAAGCUUUAUUUAUUGGAGCUCGCCGCAACUGCCUGCCCCCUGCCAUCUUGACUGAAAUUUUAUCUGUGAUAGAGAAAGAGAAGCUGCUUUCUCCUUUAUUAUUGGUAGAAGAGCUUGCUUCCUGUACUGAUUCCGUUGGAGUCAACCUUGGUGCCAUUCGUAGUUAUUUGAAAACAGUUUUGACAAAUGAACGGAGUAUUGCAGAAAAAGAACACGCACUUGCCAACAAGUACAGAAAAGAAACAGCCAAAAUUCGGGAUAGGAUUAGAGAAAUCCAGAGCAAUGCUGUCGUAUUCCAGAGCUCCAGGUGUAGUGCGUGUAACAAUCAAUUAGAGCUUCCUUCCGUCCACUUUUUAUGCCAGCAUUCUUUUCAUCAACAUUGUUUCCAGAGCUAUGCUGAGAAUGAGAAAGAAUGCCCAGCAUGUUUACCAAAUAAUCAACCAAUUUUGGAUAUCAUCCAGUCUCAGGAAAAAAGUCGAGAGGGGAGCCAAACUUUUCACACUCAGUUGGAAACAGCUGAAGAUGGAUUCUCUCUUGUAGCACAUUAUUUUGGCAAAAGGGUUUUUAGAAAAAGUGCACUAAUCCCUGAUCCUGCAGGUUUGGUCAAGGAAUAUAAGAAAUUAGCAGAAAGUAAAUCAAUAGAUAAGGCAGAACUUGACUUGAUGCCAGUUAUGAAUCACUAUGCUUCAGAAUCAAAGUUCAUUGAUAUGUUUGGAUCAUCAAGUCAGACCUACACCGGAGAGAACCAUGUUGACCUUGCUUCGUCCUUGCAAAACAGCAUCCAAAAUUUCUCCUCCUCUAUAUCCUCCUCGUUGGAAAACAGAAAUUUCUUCUCUAAUGAAGCUACAUCAAAAACUUUAGACAGUGACCUUGGUUAUGAUGAUUCCAAAAAUCCAUUUGUCAAUGAAGAUACUUCAAAGAACCCAUUCUUGAAUGAUGACUAUGAUGACAACAAAAACCCAUUUGUUUAGCUGUUUCAUCAACGAGUGAUGACGUUACUUGAUAAAGGCGGUGAUCGAAUUGGUAAACAUCCAAGUUUCAUUUGCCAAAGAGCAAGUUAAUUCUAACCGCAAGCCACAAUAGAACUUUAAUUAAAAUAAAUCAAUUUAUCAGUGAUUUUGCAUUUCUACUUAAACUUUAAACUGGCUAAUUUCUUUUCAUGAUCAUAAUUUGCUGUACGCUUUCCUUAGCUAGUUAAUUAAAUUAAUAUCCAUGGCUGUGAUGCAAUUACGGAAGUUUUUUAAUAUUUAUCCCAGUCAAGAACUUGGAGAUAUGUAACUGAGAUACUCUGAGAAAAAAUGGAAUAUCAGAACCUAGUUUUCAUUUUUGUUACCAAAGCUAUAAGAUCCUUAGAUCACAAGCAAUUUUCUAGCCCUCAGGGUGGCUUCUUCGCCAUCACGAAAAUCUCACUCAACUUUAAUUUUGACUUCUUUGCAAUAGGUUAGCUUAAAAACUUCCUUCUAGCAGUUCUCCAUUUACUUUUAACUAGGGACUUCAGUUUAAAUUAGACUUUGAUCGCGACAGGGAACCCUUCAUUCUUCUCUCCACCUUAGAAAAACAGGCAGUUCUAUUAGAUUUGUUUAUCUCUAGUAUGCAGUACGCUUGUACCAAUAAAAAAAUACCUACUUUGUUUUACAAAAAAUUCCUUUUCACUCAAAAAGACUGAUAGCUACUACUUGUCCCUUUACUUAGGUAAAUAUUCCUAAUAAACAGGGAAGAAUAACUUGCUCUAGAAAUGCCUUCCAUUUUUAAACUCUGUAUUACCUUGAUCAUCUUGGGGCGACAAUGAGGCUCAUUUAUUCAGUUUUCUCCUUGUUUUCUCUUUAUUCUUUCCAUACCUAUUACAUAUGAUCUAUUUUGUUUGCUGUUCUGAUUUUUUGGUUGCCGACUCCCGCCACAAUUCAUCAGAUAAUCGAGGUAUUAUUGUAUUUCUCUCUUUUGAUGCUGCUGCAUUAAUCAUCUCUGCUACUCAGAUCCUAAAAAAUGUCAAGUUACUUAAUCAAGAAUUUAUAACUGCUGUUUAAUUUUGAAGCUUUCAAGUUUUGAGUAGUAUGAGCCAAAUACCCAAGUUUUAUCUUAAUUUUACUGGUGAGUUUACCAUGCGUAAUAUAAGUCAUAGUUUCAACAGAUUUUAGUCGUUAUUGAUCGUCAUGAUUCAUAUACAUACUAUAUUAUUAAUGAUGUUUUGUCAGGAUUGAAUCAAUAUUGCAAUCCAAUAAUUGCAUAAAACAAUCAAUGAAAAAAUAUUUUACUAUGAUUCAGCAUGUUCUUGUUAUCAUGUUUUUGUUUUUAAUUAAUCAAAGUUUUUAUUCUUCAAUUUUUGAGUCAUCAUUUCUUCCAUUUCAUCAGUUUUUGAAAUGCUUUGUUACCUGUUGACUGCUGGGCGGCCGUUCAUGAAAUACAUAAUUCUAAAAAUA
This is a messenger RNA of Bemisia tabaci, 4659 nucleotides long. It is a transcript of the gene Vps11, whose product is annotated as vacuolar protein sorting 11. Gene Ontology annotation, molecular function: protein binding; protein-macromolecule adaptor activity. Gene Ontology annotation, cellular component: HOPS complex; endosome. NCBI's taxonomy places the organism in Eukaryota, Metazoa, Arthropoda, Insecta, Hemiptera, Aleyrodidae. The record is from RefSeq and is a predicted model, not a curated record. Gene Ontology annotation, biological process: vesicle-mediated transport; vacuole organization; intracellular protein transport.